AUGCGUAUCAUUAAGCCGUCAUGGCUAAGCCAUCAAGGUGAACACAAGGACUUUGAGGUCUACAGCUGUCAUGUUUCCCCCGACGGCAAGAGGUUGGCGACAGCAGGUGGAGAUGGCCACGUUCGUGUGUGGUCGACCGAGUCCAUUUACAAUGCCGACGACAGGACAUAUACAAAACCCCGACAGCUAUGUCACAUGAGCCAUCAUCUGGGUACGAUCCACUCGGUGCGCUUUUCUCCCAACGGUCGCUUUCUCGCAUCGGGCGCCGACGACAAGAUAAUAUGCAUAUAUCAACUCGAGAGCGGCCCUCCGACGGUCGCAACUUUUGGCACCAACGAACCACCCCCCGUCGAGAACUGGAAGACGUCGCGCCGACUGGUUGGCCACGAGAACGAUGUGCAGGACCUGGCGUGGUCGUAUGAUGGCUCUGUUUUGGUCUCGGCCGGACUUGAUUCUAAGAUUGUCGUCUGGUCGGGGCACACGUUCGAGAAGCUCAAGGUGCUUACUAUUCACCAGAGCCAUGUCAAGGGCAUCACCUUCGACCCUGCCAACAAGUUCUUCGCAACGGCCGGCGAUGAUAGGACUAUCAGGAUCUUCCGCUUUACAUCCCCUGCGCCAAAUGCGACGCAACAUGACAUGAUCAACAACUUCCAGCUCGAGACCACCAUCACUGCCCCUUUCAAGUCUUCCCCAUUGACGACAUACUUCCGGAGAUGCUCGUGGUCUCCGGAUGGUAACCACAUCGCUGCCGCGAAUGCCGUCAACGGACCCGUCAGCUCGGUGGCAAUUAUUGAGCGCUCAAGAUGGGAUAGCGAGAUCAACCUCAUCGGUCACGAGGGUCCAACCGAAGUCUGCAUGUUCUCGCCUCGACUUUUUCACACUACGAAGCCGUUGGAAAACGGGGCAACUAAUGGCCAUGCCCCUGGAGCACUCGUGACUGUUAUCGCAUCGGCAGGCCAGGACAAGACCUUGAGCAUAUGGAAUACGAACACUAGCAGGCCAGUAGUCAUUCUUCAGGACUUAGCCGCAAAGUCAAUAUCAGAUCUGGCCUGGACGCCAGAUGGGCAGACAUUGUUUGCCGCAAGUCUAGAUGGCGGCAUCGUUGCAGUGCAAUUCGAAACAGGCGAGCUAGGUUGGGUCGCUAACCUCGAGGAGACGGACAAGGCGUUGUCCAAGUAUGGUGCGUCUAGGAAGGCCAUGGGUAUCGCCGAGGAUGUUGACGGCCUUUUGCUCGAGAAUCACAGCAAAGAAGGGGAGCGACGUGGCGCCGAGUCUAGAAUGGGUGCCCUGAUGGGCGACAUUCCACUUUCCAAGGAUGCAGCAGCAGCAGCAACAGCAGCAACUACGAACGGGGCGAAAACGGGUACAGCGACGCCGAAUAAUGCGCCGACACCUAAUGGACAGCUAGAAGCUGACGCCUCGAAAGAGACAGAAAAGGAGACGUGUGCUACAGCUCAAGAGGCCGCUGAUAAGGCGACCCAAAGGGUGAACGAGCUCAAGUCGCGAGUGACGAUCGGAAAAGAUGGAAAGAAAAGGGUCGCGCCUAUGCUCAUCUCAUCAUCUGGAACCGGGCAAUCGUCACUACCCCAAACUCAACUGGUGGGAUCCAGCUCUACCAAAGCUACACAAAACGAUGCGCCGCAGACUAUUCUUGAUCUGUCAAAACCCUACGACGGACUUCCUGAAGGCGGUCUCGCGUCGAUGCUUCUGGGAAACAAGCGGAAAUCUAUCGCUACCGAUGACGACGAUGACGAGCACGCAAGCAAGCGGCCGGUCACCACACCAAGAACUAUUAUGAGGAACGGAGCGGAUGGACUUGAGCCCGCCGUUUUGGAACCUCCCAAGCAUGGGUUGGUACCCACACCAGAAUAUCUUCGACCUGCUAUUCUCAACCCUUCGAUUGCCAUCUCCCAAGUCCGCCUUGCAGUGCCCAAGGUAAGGUCGCAUAUUCUUCGGCCUCUGGAAAGAGGCACUCUGCUUGAGGACACAACACUUGAGGAAGCAUCGAAAGUGCCCGAGAACAUCGUAUUGGAAGCAAAGAAUCCGGUGUCGAUUAGAGACCCAUCGCACAUUACUGCAUCCAAGCGGGGGGGCGUUUUGUGGCAGGACUUCCUCCCCCGAGCAAUCGUGCUCGUGACAGGCAACAAAAGCUUCUGGGCAGCGGCUUGCGAAGAUGGUAGUCUAUAUACAUGGACGCCCGCUGGCCGCCGGUUAAUCAACGCCCUAGUACUGGAGGCUCAGCCGGUUAUCCUGGAAUGCCGCGGCUGGUGGCUCCUUUGCAUUACAGCCGUAGGUAUGUGUCACGUCUGGAAUAUCAAGACCCUUUCUUCCCCUCAUCCCCCAUGCUCUCUUGCCCCCGUCCUCGAAAUUGCCAUCCACUCGCUGCAACCACAUGCAGCCAUGCCUGCUCCCGGUGUGACGUCAGCUCAUCUAAACUCCAACGGCCACAUUAUCGUCACACUCACAAAUGGAGAUGGUUAUUACUACUCUCCAAGUCUGUAUUCGUGGCAACGGCUUUCGGAAGCCUGGUGGGCGGUCGGUAGUCAGUACUGGAACAGCAACGACUCUUCCAUCAGCUCGUUGCAGUCUACAGCUGUGGGCUCGAUAACCGCUAAAGACGGCAAGAGUGAAGAAGCAUCUGUAUCGGCUGGCAUCAUCCCCUUCCUGGAAAGGCACACGACCAACGAGUUCCUACUGAAGGGAAGGGCAUAUACACUCCAAAGACUGAUCAAAAAUUUACUCUCCAGAGAUGGGCUUGAGUCGUUUGAGUCGAGUGUCAGCAUUGCCCAUCUGGAGAACCGCAUUGCCGGGGCUCUCCAACUGGGUUCCAAGGAGGAGUUUCGGCUUUACCUCUUUAUGUAUGCCAAGCGAAUCGGUGCAGAGGGUCUGCGAGGGAAGGUGGAAGAGCUCCUUAAUAGUCUCCUGGGUGGAAUUCUACAGGACAAGAAAGCCGGUGAUAAUGAACAAGGAAAGGGGUGGUUCAGCAAAGACGAUGUGAUUUGCGAGUGGGACAGGAAGGAGCUGCUGAAAGGAGUGGUCAUGAUCCUUGGCAAAUUCAGGGAACUUCAGCGUCUCACUGUACAAUACGCACGCGUCCUUGACCUUACACUUGAGGACGAUGAGACUGGAGACGCCAUGGUGGUGGAAAUAUGA
Pseudomassariella vexata is the source of this 3153-nucleotide messenger RNA. Its product is annotated as WD domain-containing protein. Gene Ontology annotation, molecular function: protein binding; nucleosome binding. Lineage: Eukaryota; Fungi; Ascomycota; Sordariomycetes; Amphisphaeriales; Pseudomassariaceae. Gene Ontology annotation, cellular component: nucleus; HIR complex. The coding region runs from base 1 to 3153 and encodes 1050 amino acids. Gene Ontology annotation, biological process: regulation of DNA-templated transcription; DNA-templated transcription; chromatin remodeling. The record is from RefSeq and is a predicted model, not a curated record. The transcript has 4 exons.